This is a messenger RNA of Tarenaya hassleriana, 856 nucleotides long. Its product is annotated as mitochondrial pyruvate carrier 4-like. The record is from RefSeq and is a predicted model, not a curated record. Gene Ontology annotation, biological process: pyruvate import into mitochondria. Bases 65 to 391 code for a protein of 108 amino acids. The transcript is spliced from 7 exons. NCBI's taxonomy places the organism in Eukaryota, Viridiplantae, Streptophyta, Magnoliopsida, Brassicales, Cleomaceae. Gene Ontology annotation, cellular component: mitochondrial inner membrane.
AUUUGAUCUGUUCUUCGAGACAGUAUGGGAUAAUUGGAGAGACAGCACCUGAAGGAGAAGAUCGAUGACGGCAUCGAGGCUGCAGGCAUUCUGGAAUCACCCCGCGGGACCUAAAACCAUUUUCUUCUGGGCACCAGCAUUUAAAUGGGGACUCACCAUUGCUAACGUUGUAGACUUCGAGAAACCUCCGGAUGAACUUUCAUACCCUCAGCAAACGGCGGUGGCAGCCAGCUCGAUUAUCUGGACAAGAUACAGCACUGUGAUCACUCCGAAGAACUGGAACCUCUUCGGUGUGAGCCUCGCCACUGCAGGGACUUGCCUCUAUCAAAUUUCUCGAAAACUCAAGCAUGAUUAUUCAUCUGAAGCGAGGCCCCUUGCCGUUAAUGAAUGAUGAUGCAAACCCGAAGAAAAAUAUUCUCAUAAUUCCAUUGUAAAAUAACCAUAUUAUUUUAUUGUAACGCCUUAUGUCGUGCGUUGUGUGUGUCACACCAAGCGUUUAUUUACUAUUAUAAUUUGUAUUAUUCACCAAGGAUUUUCUCAUAUUGAAAAUACGUUUUCCCAAAAACGACGCCGUUUUAGGGCAAUAAGGCAGGUGGAGGGGAUGGAAAAGAAGGGAGACAAUUCGGAGAGAGGUCGAAGGAAAUCAUCCAUGGCGGCUUCCAAGCUACAAGCUCUUUGGAAUCACCCUGCCGGACCCAAAACCAUUCAUUUCUGGGCGCCCACCUUUAAGUGGGGAAUCAGCAUUGCUAACAUUGCAGAUUUCUCGAAACCUCCAGAGAAACUUUCUUACCCUCAACAGAUAGCGGUCGCAUGCACUGGAGUUGUCUGGUCACGAUACAGCACUGUGAUCACUCCU